Messenger RNA from Zalophus californianus (California sea lion), 4014 nucleotides. Its product is annotated as cytochrome c oxidase subunit 7C, mitochondrial-like. The transcript has a single exon. NCBI's taxonomy places the organism in Eukaryota, Metazoa, Chordata, Mammalia, Carnivora, Otariidae. Bases 1886 to 2074 code for a protein of 62 amino acids. Gene Ontology annotation, biological process: mitochondrial electron transport, cytochrome c to oxygen. The record is from RefSeq and is a predicted model, not a curated record.
CAGCAUUUGAAAGGAAGAAAGCAAUAGAAAUUAAUAUACUAAUUGAAUAAAUUAGUCGAUUAGCCACCCUAGCAAGAUUCGUAGAAACAAAAUCAGCUUUAAGAAUCUUAAGCCUUAGUUUCAAACAUCAAAGCACCAAAGAUUCUGUGGUUGGGAGAGUCCCUUCCCUCACUGGGUUUUGUAUCAGAAGAACAGACUAUGAAAGGAAAAGUUAUUUCAUUAGAAAAUGAGGUACCUGCAGGCCAUUUAUUAGCUGCCAGAUUCAGAGUUAGAACUUUUAAAAUACGUAAUUAUAGUGAAAAAUAUAAAUAGAGCAUUAGAAGAAAUAGAGAAAGAAGGGUUUAGUCAUAUAUUGAAAGGGUGCUUUGAAGAGAGUACUAACAAAUCAGCACAAUACACUUUGACUAACACAAAAGAUAAAAAUAUUAUACAUUUUUUAAAAGAAAACAUUUUGCAACUUUUAACUCGUUAUAAGUUCUAAGAAUGUCCAGGGAACAUGGGACUCUUUUUUUAGAGCAUUCAUCCUAGAAAGCCAAGGGUCAAAUGAAUAAACUUUGGUGACAGUCUUGUUCCAGAAAACUGCAGGGUCACAUCACUUUGCCCCUGAAUUGGUGAUGGCAGGUAACUGUUUAUGCCAGGGCUAGUAUUAAGAACACCCAAAUCUACAGCCCCCCUAGUAAGACAAAGGACAGCUGACAUCCACCAGCACCUGAGCCUCAGGGAUCUGGAAGGGAACAAUGCAGAGGAGGAGGCUGUUUAGGAGGAUAUCGCUGCUAACAGGCCAUGGUGUGGGCAGACCUCCAAAGCAAACAUUAACCCUGAGCAUGACACCAGCUCUUUGGCUGGCUCCAACAACUUUCACACUGUAGACAGGUGCUAAAACAAUAUGCAAAAUGCUCUAUUUUCCUCCUGGCCCAUGUCUGCAAGAGUGAAGCUGGAAGAAAGCGUAACUUCAGUAUCUCUUAUGCAACUGCCUCACUUAAGUCAUCUGAGGAAUUAUCAAAAAUUUAACUUUUAGGGACGCCUGGCCGGCUCAGUUGGAAGAGCCAGAAGAGAUCUCUUGAUCUCCAGGUUGGGUUCGAGCCCCACGUUGGGUGUGGAGAUUACUUAAAAUAAAUAAAACUUUUAAAAAAAAUUUAAUUUUCAGCCUAACUUAAUUUUGUUGGCAAAUGAGACUGUAACCUAAUGAAAAUGUCACAAACUACCUAGAAGAAUUCUAGAGUUUUGUGAAUUAGUAAAAACCUCUAAGAGCCACUAUAAGUUAUUAUUUCAACUUUUUUCUUUAAAGGCACUGGGACUUAUUAUUCAGAUAUCAUGUAAAAUAUAAGAAUUCAGAACACUGUGAUCAUGUAUGAAUGCUAAAAAUUAUUUGACAAAUGUUCAUAUUCCUCAAGAGGACAAAUCCGUAAGUUAUUCCUUUUUGCUACAGUACCAAAUUCAUUUCCAUCUGCUUUACUCACCCCUAAACAGUGCCUGGCACACAGUAGGAAUUCAGACAUUUGUUGAAAUAAUUUACCACUGACUUUAUCUGAGGGGGCAUGGCAAGUUGGGAGGAGAAACAAGGACUGUACUGAAUGCAAAUGUACAAAUAUGUAUGAACAAAGUGCUCCAUCCUCCCAUGAUCUGAAAGAGCCACAAAGACAUGAGUCGGGGACAAGGGAUUUGGACAUUUCCUUACUGAAGAUGGCAGGAAUCUGAGAACCUUCACUGGCCCCUGAGAUGCUACUCUGGUGCACUGAACCUUUUUAUACAGAAAGAAGGCAAAUCAGCUUCACUCUGCCCUCUUCGGGUAUGUAGGCACCUAUGGCCAAGGGAAAAGGCCAGCCAGAUAUUAAGCCAGUGGGAUGACAAAAGGAUCUUGCUUUCCAAACAGAAAACACCAUUUAUGGGCAGAACUUCCAACAGCGCCAUGUUGGGACAGAGCAUCCGGAGGUUCACAACCUCUGUGGUCCGUAGGAGCCACUAUGAGGAAGGCCCAGGGAAGAAUUUGCCAUUUUCAGUGGAAAACAAGUGGCGAUUACUACUUAUGAUGACUUUGUACUUUGGAUCUGGAUUUGCUGUACCUUUUUUAUAGUAAGACAUCAUCAGCUGCUUAAGAAAUAAGGAUGUUUUAAUUAAUCCAUCAAACAGAUGUGAAAAGGAACAUUUUAAGAGAUGCAGUCUCUUUGAAAAAUGGAUCAAACUCUUGUUUUCAACAUACUCAAUAUGUUUGUAAAUAAACUUAUGGCAUGGAAAAAAAAAAGAAAACACCAUUUGUGAAAGCAGUAAGUAACAUCCAAGAUCUUUAUAAAUCCUUCUAUUUUUCUGGAAGGAGUUAGCUCUGGGAGCCAGAGGAGAAAAGGGUAGGAAGAAGUGCUGUUCCUAUGGAAAUCUACUAGAAACCUACAGGAGGAAGUUAAGUUCACGCCUAAUUCCCUUUUAUCAGUCAGGUGAUCAUGGCAUUAAAAAAAAGGGAAAGUAUCACCUACAAUAAACAGUAGCUAUCUAUUGUAUGACUAAUGGAAAAAAUGUCCCAGAAACUUCAAGGAAUUGUCCCCCUACUCUAGACACUGUGAAACAGGAAAAGAAUAAUUACUUUAAAAUAACACUGGAGUGAAUUUAACAAAAGCAACACAGAGCAUGGCAUUUAAUUACCUUAACAAUUUGAAAAAAUAUUUUAAGAGUAAUACUGGUUCCCUGCUACUGUUGGUGAUAAGCUAGCAUUAGUCCUACCACAGUGAUCAAACAGCCUAUAACCUUACACACAAAAAAAGAUGUGCAAUUUUUGCUAUUUCUUACUGCAGUCAUGAGAUUGGCAUAGUGAUUUUCGGUUUGCAGGAAAGUGUUAAGCAGUGAUCUUGGGUCACUAUUUGGAGGAAAUACUAUUUCUGCAGUCUAAAAACCACCACCACCAUUGACAAGAAAAAUUCUUACAAGAAUUAGAGAAUCUGUUGAUGCCUAGGAGGCUAAGCCAGUUCAAGUUCAUUCUAUAUUAUCCCCAUGUGCCAUAACCACGAAGCUAACAUCGUGGAUGCUUGGGUGCGUGAAGGAAUAUCCCACAGGUCUGUAGAGCAACCCAGCCCAGAAGGGCACUGGAGGACAGGGAACCCCGUCCCUUCCUUGCUUGCGCCCUUUCACCUCAGUAUGUAAGCUCCCAAGAGGAGCAGGACAAAAGCCAGCCUAUGGACACCUGGUUUUCAUGCCUGCCAGAAGGAAGUUUGAGGUCAGGGCAAGACUGCUCACUCUAGAAGCUAUGUAUCACCCUCUCUGAGUACAGCUGUGUAAUUUCCAAUUAUCUGAGUUAAUAGGCCCUGGUAUUAUCAUACAAACCCCAGGCAGAGUGAAUGCUAAAAUCCUCUCUGGGUGACACCUGACCUCUCUGUCCACUGAUGUCAUUCCUAUCUCAUUACGCACUGUAAAAAAACAAAAACAAAAACACACACAGUGGACAAACAUUAUCUAGAAAGGUACUCUCAUGUCUUAUAUAGACUUUAUAUUAUUCCUCUCUGAUAUGUGAAAUCACCAUAUUGCAGAGAUAUAUAAAACAAAGAAAUCAUAAACAAUCAAACACCUUAUAUUUAAAAGGAAGAAAGUCGUGUCAGAUCAGCUCUGUCCACCCACAAGGGAGUUAAGUGUAAGCAGGGACCAGGAUUAGGAGCAAAAGACUCUCUCCCACUUGGCAGCUUCCAAACAUGUACUAGUGCCAUAUUCCAAGUCCAACUUUACAGACUUCCCCCUUUCCUCCUUAGCUUCAUCAUAUUAAACAAAGUGUUUAUGGAAUGAAAUUUUUCUACACUAGAAACAGUGAGAAGGCUGUCUUCCUUCACUUUUACUCUAAUGCCCACCCAUUCCUCCACUGGAGAAAACUUUGCCUGUUUCAUUUGGACCAGAACAAUUUCUCCCCAUCUGCAACAGAAAGGCGGCACCAAUCCUGACGAAUUUUUCCUCUAGUGAAGUCCCUUUGCAGCAACAGUCAUGGCAGCCCUGGGCAGGGGAGUGGGGGUGGCGGGGCAGCAGGGCGGGGAGGUGGGGGUC